UUGCACGUACACGCUCGGGAGUUGAGACGCAGGCGCGACGUGUGCGCACUAUUAUAAUAAUCAUAUUAUUUCGUAUUUUGUGUAGUAUAAUAAUAUGUAGAGAGCCCGAGAAGUACCUAUACAAAUAUUUGGUCUGCCCGUUUAUAAUUUAUAUUAUAACUGUCGUGUUGUAAUAAUCUGCGCGAGGUAAUCACAAAAUAUAUCGUUAACAAUAUUAUCACUGCGAACAAAGAUAAUAUGAUAUUUUAACGUCAGGUUUCUUGUGUUUAUUCCUAUGAGCGGCGUCGGCGUACGUAGUGGUCAGGAGGCGGUACAUAUACGCAGUUCGGCUAUCGACGAUAAUACGUUAUUAUUAUUAUUUGCGUUGUCACACGAGGUGGCCUUUAAUUAUCGCCGGCAAUGAGGUGCAGUAGGUUCGCCAAUAACGUUCCACCCGUACAGAUGCAGAUGCAGUGAUGCGUGUCCGGCAUUUCGACGUGACCCACCGGAAAACGCAGCACGUCCGCUCGAGCACGCGGUCGUCUUUGGCGAUAACUCAAAACUGAGUGAAAAUAUAGUUAAUAUCGUACGCGUAGGUCUGCUGGCAUAUACGGUAAACGCUCUUGGCCGUCUGUCAAGUCUCACCAAUACGAGCCGAGUGUGUGGGUACGCACUAAAGUUUGACCGGUCGGCGCGCCUGCACGAAGGACGUCGUCGUCGUUCGGGUGUCUUCUUCGUCGUAUUAAUACGACCUAACCUACAGCUAUAUAAUAGAUAGUCGAUUCUUGAGGCAAUUAAAAAGCAUGUGGCGAAUAGUAUAAGAAUUAAAAUGUCGACUUAUAAGAAACAUAAGAGAACGCACAGUAAUCAACAAACUAUAGAACCAUACUAUACUUUUAGAUAUCUAUUUAUAUUUGUUACAACAUUAGCAUCAGUAACGGUGUAUCACAUUCAUCAAGAGAUAGUGAGGCCGAAACUCGAGCAUUUGGUAGUUUACGAAAAUUUAACUGAUCGUGACCCAAGAGUUACUUGUCAGUUUCCUAUACUUAACCCGUUCGAUUCAUCCAUUCUCAAAUACGUGUUCGUGCCCAAACCUAUAAAAUGUAUGGAGAGGUCUUAUCGUUUGACAUACAUCAACAUGAGCACAGGGCUAUUACAGUUCAACGCGUCAGGAUUCGAAGAGUCCGGUUAUUCCUUGACCUCAAAUACGCUUCGUUGUUAUUAUCAAGAAAUUAAUCGUCCAAUCGAUGAUGAUUUCCGUUUAGAGUACGGACCACAAAUUCCCAUCACUGGUUUUCAUGAACCUCUUACGGAUUUUAUAUUCGUAUCAUGCACCAAUCUAUUUGGCAUUACUGUGUAUAGUAACUUUCAUGCAUAUGCUAGAAGAAGGCCAGAAGUUAGGAAAUUUAAAGACGAUACGGAACUAGGUGUAGCCGUGAUUGGAAUCGAUUCCAUUUCACGUUUGAACUUUAUGAGACAAAUGGUGAAAUCGUAUAAUUUUAUUAACAAAGAAAUGAGUGGUGAUGUGAUGCAUGGAUUCACCAAAGUGGGUGAAAACACAUUUCCAAAUGUGAUACCGAUGUUAACCGGCCGAUCAUUCAUCACGGAACAUAACAAUAAGUUUGAUGACUGGCCGUACAUUUGGAAGGACUUUAGUGAGGAAGGUGCUGCGACUUUAUAUGCUGAGGACCAGCCAGAAUUUAACAUGUUUGACUAUUUAGCAAGAGGGAUUACUUUACAGCCAACUCUGCAUUACAUGCGCCCAUAUUGGUUAGCUGUGGAACAGUCGAUUCUAUAUAAGAUGAGCUCACCUGGUUGUCUUGGACCAACGCCUAAACAUCUUAUCUAUUUCGACUAUUUGAAAUCAUUCCUAAAAGUCUAUAAAGACUCUCCUGUGUUCUUGUUCUCGCUUUUUAACGAAGUUAGUCACGACUUUGUCAAUACUGUCGGUGUAAUAGAUUUAGAUUAUAUGCAAUUCCUCAAGACUUCUCUCCAAGAAGGGCUUUUUAACCGAACUGUGAUUUUUGUGCUCGGUGAUCAUGGAAACCGUAUGGAUUUCAUUCGGCGAACCAAAGUGGGAACCAUAGAGGACCGGAUGCCAAUGGUCACCGUAAUACUUCCAGAGUGGGUAAGCACGAAGUAUCCAUCAUGGAAAGAAUCCCUCCGUGAUAACCGUAUGAGACUGACAUCCACCUAUGAUAUCUAUGCUACAUUCAGACAUAUAUUAAGUACAUUGAAUAAUCAAAACAAAUCAACUGAUAUCAAGCAACACUUACUAAAUAGUAUCCAAGACAAAAACGUUAAGAAUCAUUUUUCAGCUACUAGUACGGGCUUAUCAUUUUUUGAACCCGUUCCAUUAGUUAGAGAUUGCAAUGCUGCCGGUGUAGCUCAAUGGCUGUGUGUUUGCAACGAAGGUCGACAAAAGCGACUUGAUCCAGAACACCCAUAUAGCCUUGCAGCAUCAAAUGAAGUCAUAAGGUAUUUUAAUGAACUAUUAGAUGGUCUUGAAAAUUGUGCUGAAAUGAAAUUGGCUUUUAUUGAACAUUCAUAUUUGUACGAAGCACCGCAAAAAUAUGACGAUGGUAAAGUGUACGAAAAAUCUGUUCAAAUAACAUUCAAAGCCUCGCCAGGUAACGGAUACUUCGAAGCCACUCUUGGCAUAGAAAUAAAUAAUGGUUCCCAAACAUUUGAAGUCAUUGGGCAGGUCUUUAGAAUUAACAAGUAUGGAAAUCAAGCAGACUGUUUGCCCAGAACAAUGCUUGCUAAAAUGCCAAUUUUGAAAGGGAUUUGUUAUUGUGAUUAAAAUAUUAAAUAUAAGUACAUUAUAAGAAGUAUUAAGUAUUGUAUUACUCAACUGUACAUACAAUUGUUAAUUGUUAAACUAUGAAAAUGACUGAACAAUUUAGUUUAAUAUACCUAUGCAGACAUACUCAUGAUAUUAUAUUGUGCAUAAUAUAAACUAUAAAUAUAUUUCAAACAAAAUUUAUAUUAUUUUUAUAGAGAUUAUUAUGAUAACACCUUAUCAAUUUGAUAUGUGUUAAUUAUGAUGAUAAUGUUAAUUUUUAAUACAAUAUGUCAAUAUGUACCCAUUUAUUAUAGAGGUAUCUAAUACUAUUGUGAUUUAAUUUUCUCAGAAUUUAGGUUAAGUGUAUUUGGAGAUUCAUUUAUUUUUAUAUUAUAUUAAUUGUGUUAUAUUCAAACUUAUACUCCUAAACAUUAUUAUUUAUUUAUAUUUUAUACGUUAUACCUUUAGAUAAAUAAUUACCUCAGAUAAAUAUUGUUGUCAAUACCGAAAAAUUAUAACACAAAUAUUGUUCA
This is a messenger RNA of Acyrthosiphon pisum (pea aphid), 3297 nucleotides long. RefSeq lists its product as uncharacterized. The record is from RefSeq and is a predicted model, not a curated record. The coding region runs from base 809 to 2782 and encodes 657 amino acids. Lineage: Eukaryota; Metazoa; Arthropoda; Insecta; Hemiptera; Aphididae. The transcript has 10 exons.